Messenger RNA from Paramormyrops kingsleyae, 5892 nucleotides. Its product is annotated as tumor suppressor 2, mitochondrial calcium regulator. The record is from RefSeq and is a predicted model, not a curated record. Gene Ontology annotation, cellular component: mitochondrion. Lineage: Eukaryota; Metazoa; Chordata; Actinopteri; Osteoglossiformes; Mormyridae. Gene Ontology annotation, biological process: inflammatory response; regulation of mitochondrial membrane potential.
GCAGUUGCAUCAUUUGCAGUUAACCACAGGAUUGUAGUCUGUAAUGCUGAGCAGCGUUACGUUGUUUGGCAUGCUUUGGGGCAUGGGCCUGACUCAGCCAGCCCAAAGAGCAAAAAUUCUCAGAGUUCCUGUUGUUUCGGUAUUAUGGAAAAAAAUAAUGCUCUUGAGCAGUGUCCAAAAAUGAUCGCUAUGACAGGUGCAAUCGAACAGCUGAGUUGUAUAGGUAGAUGGCUAGUCAAAGCUUCCAUAUUUGCAUACACAAAUAUAAUCUGCAGAUGUGACGUGUUAUCCGAAUAGCAGACGGUUCGGGCUUUUAUUUAAGUACUUUUUGUCUGGAAUAACUCGGGAGUAAUUGUUUUGGAGCCUUCCGGAAAAUAAGCUAUGUUCCGGUGCUGAGGAUGGGAGGUAACAGUUCCAAGUCAAAGGGCCUGUGGCCUUUUGCCGGUUCGGGUUCGGGUUCUGAUCCAGCCGGCGAAGGGAGUGAUCAGUCUCUGGCAAGGCUGCGUGGGUUGCGGAGUGCCACGCCCUUCGUAUUUACGCGGAGGAGCUCGUUGUACUACGAUGAAGAUGGUGACCUGGCCCAUGAAUUCUAUGAGGAGACAGUAGUGACUAAGAAUGGUCGGAAAAGGGCCAAACUGAAGAGGAUUCAGAAGAAUCUGAUACCUCAGGGAAUUGUGAAGCUUGAUCACCCCCGGAUUCACGUGGAUUACCCAGUUAUCCUCUGUGAAGUGUGAUGGACAGCUGCCACAACAGGCCGCGGCCAGCACUCUAAUAAUUUCGUCCAAGUCUUCUCCACGAAGCCCUACCGACCUCCAAUGUCCCAUACUGGAUUUUCAUUCUCACGAGUGGUGUUUCUUUGGAAUGUGUUAACAGCGCCCACUUGUGGACAGCUGGGCCCAUGGCGGGUUGAGUGGCUGCUGCUGCCACCAAGCUUUGUGAGAAAUGUUUGACUACAUCCCUUGUGGAGGUGCAUUGCCAGCUGAUUGGCUGAAGUUAUUUUUCCAUCUCUUUGAUAGGGGGGUGAUAAGUUAGCAGUCCAACACGUACAUAGACACUCAUGGUAUGGGUAUUCGUAAUUCCCAUUUUGUUCUUUGCAUCGAUAAAGGUGAUGAAAGCCUCACUGCAGUACUUCUCAGUUUAUUAUUAGACCCGUGUAUUUGAAAUGUCAAAAUUAAUGAUGUUACAAAGGCAAACGUAGUACAUAUUGCUUGGAGGUAACAAAACUUGAAUAUAUUAUCCAUUCAGUGUGUUAAUUUGAAACUUCCCUAGUUUUUUAACAAUGAAUCCUUGGAGUUUUGAGAUUUGGGAAGGUGUCAUGUAACACUUCCUGAAAACGGAGGUGUGUUAUUUACCAAUGUUAUUUAUCUAGGUGGUUUGGGGGCGUAAGCGGUACAUAGCUGCAAGCUAUGGCAUGGAAGAUUUUUUUAAUCUCAAUUAUAGAUGUAUAACUAUGGAGUUAUGAAAUUAUAUUGUCAUAUAAUUUAUGGUCUUUUGCUCAUUCUGCACUACAGCCCAGUAGAAAACAAUUGUAGUUAUCUAGAUACAAGUCAUUGAGACUGGCUACCUUAAAUUGAAUACUGUUAGUUCAUUAGUUAGCAUGAAGGACAGGCGAAUGACAAAGUAUCAUGUUUAAAAUCAACACGGGAAAAUUUGUGUUUUGUUUGCACUGUUUCCACCAGUAGAUAACCUGAAUAGACUGAAUUAUGCAAACCCCUCAUAUCUCCCUUCUGUAUGUUUUAUUCUGGAAGUCGCUUUACAUAUCGCUCAUGAUUCAGAUUUCUGCUUGCAGAUCGGUCAGAUGGCAGAUUAAAUAAGAUGUUGUUUUAUUUCCUUGAUAGACAUAUUUGCCUAUUUAUAUGACAUAACAUAUCACUGAUGCAGUUCAGCUGAAAUGUCUUCAUUUCAGGUGCAGGACCCUUAUGGGACUUAGCUUGUUACCUUGUGGUGAGUCCCUGAACUAAAUUGUUUAGUUCCUUAAGCACUUUGUUUAUCACGAUACAUUAUCCAGAAUUAUGAAUCACAGUCUAUGUUAAUGCAUCUUACAGAGAGGGUUAUUUUUAAGUUUAUAUAUGUACGUGUUCUAUAAUUUAUUUCGCAUUCUUACAGAUUUUUACAACUGGGUAUUUAGAGGCACACUUACCCAAGUGGGGUUUCAACCAGUCAUUUGUUUGUUUACUAGUUUCCUAAUUUUGCUGCUGCCCAAUGUACAGGGACAUUCAUUCUGCAUUAAUAAACUGCUUUGCAGGUAUUUUUCAUACCAUGUGGCCUCAUACCUGCUGUUUGACUCUCCAAUUCUGCCCAAGUUGUGCUGUCAGUAACAUUUUGGUAAUGUCACCUUCAUUGCUAUACUGGGUGUAUACUGGUGCACAUUGUUCUGGUGGAUGACAGUAGUUAGGCUAUUCCCCUGAUAGCAGCAGUGUGAGUUUGUUUCAACAGGCUCUCAAACUUGCAGAAUCCUGGUCAGUUUCUACAGAUUGUUGCAUUAUUAAGAAGAAUGGAACUUCCAGUAUGCAGUCUUUUCUCAGUUUUGUGAUAUUGACACUAAACUGGUUAAAUCCUACUGAAUGUUCCUGUGCAUAAUGUUUUAAAUCUAUUGCUGUUACCAACAACUUCAUAAAUUAAACCUUGCUGUGAAACUGCAAAUAACCAACGUUCUAGCUAUUUCUGGUAAUGGGAUAUUGGUACAUUUAUAUGAGUGGAUGUGCUUUGGGAAGGAGCUUUACUGUGAAUGAGGAUGAAUUAAAACGGCUGUCGUUUCCGCUGUUUGUGUGUCUUGCAGGGACGGACAGGGCUCCCUAACCUUCUGCAGCCUGCUGGUCUCUCUGACUCCCUCAUAUGUCAUAUCAGUUAGGUCUCUGUCCUCACACCCAUGCUUCAUCCCCACAGUUUUGGGAGGACGCACCACAUAGGACAGAGCUAGCUGCAAAAAGAGGUUGAUUUGAAUGGGUCUGCAGUUUCCUUCUACCUUGGAAGGGCAAGUUUUUAAGAGAAACCAAGGAUCACUUUUUGAGUUACACUCUGUGAUAAAUGUUUAGUAAAAAAGCUCAGUGCUGCUUCUCAUGCUGGGAUAGUUGCACAGUCUGUGGAUGAGACACUAUUUUAGGGCAGGCAGCGUAGCAGCCUGCUAACUAUUUAAAGAAAUAUUGCAUAAGUGCACCAAAUGGUUUAAAGGACAGAUUCUGUAUUUGAAGUUAUAUCUAUACUAAUCUGUGAAUGUGCUUAAUUCAGAUCAUUAGCCUACAGGCACAGCAGUGCCUCUUUGCAUGAUUUCCAUAGCUCCUGGAUUAUUUUAAUGCCUUUUAGCUAUACAUUCAUCACAAAGCAGAGUACAUCAGGCAAAAUGCGGGUUGAUGUUAAAGCCAAACUGUUAAAUACUUCAGGUUUUGAUGUUUUAUUCUUUUUGGACCAGUUAAAUUGUUUUUCAAAGUAAUGCUUUCAAAAUUGUAAUUGUUUAAUAGCAUUAAAAUGUUGACACUGGCUCAGAAGGAAGCCUGUGAUAUAGGGAAAUCGCUUAACUGUUUGGCUGCUUUGUCAGUAAUGUGACCGUUUGAGACGGUAUCCAAGACGUCCGUAUUAGUUGUCGGUAUGUCUGUGUAGAGGUCCUUUUGUGUUGGGAGACAUUGAGACAAUGUGAGAGAUUUUUUCUCUCAGAGAGGGUGUUUUUUCACUCCUAAUUAAACAUCCUUUUAGAUGGUGUAAAGUUUAUUCCCGCCUUGUACAUUUGUUUUUGUUCCUUUGUUGCCAGUCAGAAGUUGUGGUUCAUUCAGAUGGUAUUGGCAGCCUUAAUGUUUAUUAAGAUCACAGGUUCCUACUGCUGUUUUCCAUGCUGGAGUUGGUGUGAUUUCCUGUUAGGUGCCCUGGUCAGUAUAGUGGAAGAUGUGAGGCUCAUUGGUCUACAUUCUGUUGUCAGCAUUUUCUCUUUGUUGUGGCUAAAGUUUGAAAACAGAUCUUAGUAGCAUGGUAUUGGAUUUAUAUGUAUGCAAGUGUUAUUAAACGCUAAUUAAAUUCCUGAAUUAUGCAAUACUAAUGGGAUUUUUUGCUGAGUAAAAAGGGAUUAAGUGAGUUUUGUGUGCUGGUUUAUAGGACUUGCCAAAAAUCACUGAUCUUUAAAACUUUUCUUCUACAAAUACCCGCAUUCAGUUGUUACAAUUGAAGUCUUGCUGUUGUUUGUUCAGCUGCAUUUCUGUGCAUUUUUUUUGCUGGUUUCCCUUGUUCUGAUGCAGAUGGUUUAACACAUUUUGUCCUGGUGAUUUUGGUAUCUGCAAUUUCUUUUCAGAUCCAAAGUUUAAGAACAAGACUUGACAAAUUAUAUUCAGCAAAGCAAGGGACACUAAAUACAGCCUGUGUAAAAUGCUGUAAAAUCAUGUCAUGAUAAAUGUUAGCAGAUGGCCUUGGGUAAUUAUACUGUGACUUCAUUUACCAGUUUCCUUCUUUUCAUAGAGGGGCCCACUGCUCACAGUAUGUGAGAGCAGUUAGCACACUUAUUUAUGACCUGCUUGGCAUGAAGAUGAAGACUUCUGCAUCCACUGUGAUAUUAGUGCUUAUGUUAGCUUGGGUGGUUUUUUCACUGAAGUGAGCAUUGGAAGGGUUGCUCGUGAGAAUGGUUCAUUGUGGAAGGAAGAAACUGCACAGUUUGCUACGUUGUAGUCAGCAUCUUCCCUUUUUGGUUACUAUGAGAGUAAGCAAACUAUCAUUAACAUUUGCAUAACUAUAAAUGAUGAGUAUUGUGGUGUUUGCAAUAGAGUGCGAAUCUGCAGCCUUUCUCAUUGAAAAGUUGCUUAGACCAAGCUGACCUACCCUCUCUGCUGAUGCUCCUUAUCCAAGAAUGUUGGAGACCUAUUUUGCCUGAUAAUGCUGGAGAAAUAUUAUGCAAGAACUUGACUGAACUGGAAAAACAACACAGCAAUCCCUCGAUUUACACUAAUUUGUUUGUUUUUUUUUGCUUUGAUACCGAAAUUUCGAUAUCAUCAACGUAACAUUUUUCAGCCAAAGAAUAUACUAAAAAUGGUACAAGCAGUGAUUUUUUUUUUCAAUGUGAUGGUUCCAGGCAAACUUUGUGUGUAAAAAAAGAAAAAAAAAACAAUGUAUUACCCAUCAGUUUCCUUGGCACAACAGUUUCCAGCCAAAGAAUAUCAAAUGGAAUAAAUUUGUUGGUGAAACACGUUGCACGUAGAUCCAUAUACAGUAUAGGAUGAACAUGUUGUUUUUCAGUCUUUGUUCUACAUUUGCAUUGUUUAAUAUGUUUUAUUGUGCUUUUAUGUUCAGCCAUAAUUUCUAAUUGAUGUUAUAAGCUUUUUAUUGUGAUAUUUGGGGAUAAUUGGGUGCUUUGGGGUUGGAAAACAAUUUUUCCAAUUAAAAAUAAUGGAAAUUGGUUUAUAUUUACUUUUAUUGCAAUUUUACAUAUGUUGUUGAACAAAUUAAUGUAAAUCGAGGUAACACGGAAGGAUCCACUUAGUGUCUUCAUCAAGAGGAGUUUGUUGCAAUGUUCCCAGGAGGACGAAAACAUACUUCAUUUUUGAAUUUAUGGUGUAAAGGGUGUUCUUGUGAAUUUCACCUCUUUCAGGUCUCUGACAUAAUUAACUCUAAUCAAACUACAGCAUAUUUGUCAUUUGGAUUAGAAUAAAUUCAUGCCCCAGAUGUGGAUGGGAAUUUAGACAUGCAGUUUAGACAGUAUCAAGCAAGCAAAUUCUUGUCAUCCUGUUGUAUGGAUACACACCUCAUGUAUGCAUACAUCCAAGUAAAAGUUUGUAUAUACACUAUGUGUAGUACUGCCACUUUUGCACAGGUAGGGAUGAUAUCAAGACAUUUAAGUAGGCAUUUUUUUAAGUGAUAAAUAUUUUUUUAAUUUUGUUUGUUGUCUUAUUAUUUUAAAAUAAAUUCAAAUUAAAUGUU